Adineta ricciae is the source of this 471-nucleotide messenger RNA. The record is from the annotation of a GenBank genome assembly. Lineage: Eukaryota; Metazoa; Rotifera; Eurotatoria; Adinetida; Adinetidae.
AUGUUUAAACUAUCAUUGAUAAAUAUUUUCUUUUUAACGACAUGCAUUCUGCCUGGAAUAUCGGUCUUUAUCUAUUUGAGUAUACCCGUUUACACUGUAAGGGUGUUUGGUGUUAGUAUUAGUGAUCAGUCCACACGUGAUGCUGCGCAGCUAUGGGUUCGGACAACGGCCAAUGGUGAUAUACUUGUUUCACUAUUGAGUGGUAUUGCUUUGUACAAAGAAUCGGAUUGGAAUUUUCGACAAAUUGUUAUUCGUGUGUGUUCAAUAUCGAAUUUUGUUCAUUUCGCUUGCUUUCUCCUUCAUCACUAUUUCGUUGCACAUCACCAUAUUGGUUUAGUUCUUGUAUAUUAUUCAGCAUUGUCGAUGACGUUGCUCACUGGCUUAGGUUGGGGACUUAAUUGGGAUCAAAUUCGGAAAAAGCAGGCGAAAAAUCCCGAUCAAAUACAGUUGAAUGUUGACACAAAUGCCUGA